UGGUCAAAAGGCAAUAUGGCAGUAAAGUAGGUUAGUGUAGUUAAUUUUAUCAUCCGUUGUAUGAGGCAGAUUUGUUCGUUGUGUUUAAAUAUACUUGAAAACUAUUGCAGAUAAUUAUGAUGUGUUAUUCUUUGACGUGCUGAACGAAAUGUAAUAUUUUUAAAGAAAGUGUUUGUAAUUGACUGAUGAUGGAUAUGCAUGUAUUUUAUGUAUUUAAUUUACAUGCACAGAUGUAUUGUCCCUUUCUGUACUUGAUACGUAACGUGUGUUAAAGCUGCCCAAGGCUGUGAUAUGUUCAUGGACUUGAGAAGAAUUCGAUGUGGUUCUCAAUAUAAACACUCGCGAUUUGAAUUCAGAAAAAUAAAUAUAUGGAUAGUUUUCAAGGUGCAUCAAUUUUUGAUAUAUCAGAUACAGCAGAAAGAUGUUUUAUAGGUUAUGAAGCAUUAUUUCGGCAAACAAAGUUGAAAAUUGGAUACAGUUGCUACUUUACACCAGGUUCGUUUUUACACAUAGGAAUGGAAAAUCAUGGCAGCGAUGCUGAUGAUGAAGUUACAGAUGUGUCUGGAGAAUAUCAUAAUUCAUCAAACGAACUUAGUUUCGUUCCAAAUGAGUAUUAUAUAUCAAGUGGUUCAAAGCCUUUAUCAUUAGUGAUUAGAAGAUGUAGUAUUCCCACAACAGAGAACAGUUUUUCAUCAGUUCUGAAGAGACAUUCUGUUGGAUCAUCACCAUUUACCAAGGAGUCAAAGAUAACUUCAAACAGUGAGGUUUUGAAUUUGGAAAGGGAAGUGAAUGAUUCACACUUCCAGAAGGAAGUCAGAAUUACCUGUAAUGCCAUCAAUUCGAAUGUAGAAGAAUUUGAUAAUUGCCUAGUGUCAUCAUCAUCAGGUGUAGGUGUCAGAGGCCUUCAGGAAGUAAUUUUGAGUUCGUCCCAAGAAAGCAGUCACUCCGUUGUGACUCAUGAGUACAUGGAAACUGUUAUAAAUGGAAAUGCCUUACGUGAAGAAAUCUGUGGCACACGCAAUGAUGAAAGUGGCCUUAAUUGUUAUUACACACAUGGCAGUACAUUACUUCAGUCAAAGCCUCUGUUUAAAAACUGUCGCAGUGACAAUGCAGAUGUACAGCAUUCAGUAUCUCCAUUUUGUUGUAGGGUCACAUGUGGAAUGAUGGAUAGUGCCACAAUUGAUAACAAAAAUCAGCAUUCACCACAUCCAUUGGAAAAUUCUGAGAAUACUCUGUCCUUGAUACAGAAAGGGGAACUAAUUAUUCAUAGAUUGUUUGAGGGCAUGCCAGGUAGAAAUAUAGUGGAGAGUACUGUUAGAAUUACAGAAAAUGAAGGGUGCCAGGAAAUAAAUUCAGUGGACACUAGCAAAUAUGAAUUAAAUAUUCCAGCUACUGUAAUGUUGGACAAUGACGUACUCCACAUGAAUAAAUAUUCUGAAUAUGCAGUAAACAUGAAUGACUUAAACUUAAAAACACAGUCUGAAACAUUUUCUGUAGGAGGAGAAUCAGUUGUAGAAAGCACUGUGAUGGAGUCUCCAGUUAACAAAAUAUGUGAGGCAGAGGGGAUAUCUAUAGUUGGUGACAGUUUAAAAUUCCAAAGCAGUGAAUCAGCAUUAUUACACAUUAAAGUUGGAGACAAAGUUGAGUUACAUAACCAAACUGAAAGAGGCAGUGAAGUGAGCACAAUUAUAUGUCAUAAUACUGAUGUUUCAGUGGGCAGAAAUUUAUUUGAUGAGGAAGACCACACUGCACAUACAGAAGAAAGUGGUGACAUUGAAAGUUCUGAAGUAAGCUUUGAUGGGAGCAGAACUUCUCUCCAGAUUGAUACAUUAAAAUCUGAAACACAGAAUAAAAUUGUCCAUAAGCCUGAUAUGUUACAGAAAAUUGAUCACAGUGUAGAAAAAAUUAAAGCAAACACACUACAACAUGUAUCUGUAUCUCCAACUUUAGUAGGAUGUGCACAGUCUUCCCCUCACUUUCAAAAUUCUGAAAACAGUGUCCCAGUGAUCAAUACUGAAAACAAACAGACUCUGUCAGUAGAUGAUGAUAUUCAUGUACAGAAAUGUAUGCAGUAUUCAUUUGACAAUGAGGGGGAACUAAGAACAGAGUCUGGCGUUUGUUAUAAUUCCAAAUAUCCGAUUUCAUCCGUAGGGCCGAAUGCAUUUCUGAUUUCUGGUGACAUUACAAAAGAACAAUCAGUGAAUAUAAAAACUGUAAAUGAUAUGAAAACAAAAGUCACCAAAAAUUUAGCCUGCAGUUCAGUUUUAGUGGAUGAAUCAUCAGAAAAUAUAGUGGAAGUAGCAAGUGCAGAUUGUCAUAGAGAUCAGUUCUUUAAAGCAAGUAAGACUGAUGUGUCACAGUCACAUAGCAGUUCAGUUCUUCUUCAAUUGCACACUGAAGUUACAUUGGAAUGUUCUUAUAAUAAUGUGUCUUCAGAUGCUGUUUAUGUUGAACAUUCACCACUUCUGUUCAGUUCAGAUGAUGAGAAAUCAUAUUACACAGAAGCAGAUAGUAAUGAACUGGAAACAAUUGCGACAACAUCAAAUUAUGACAAAAUCAAUAUAAUUGAACAGAAGAGAUUACAUCAACUUCAAGAAGCUUUACAAGGUGUUCCCCCACCACCAUCAGUUACAAUUCCACAGCUCAAUGUAACAGAUAUUCUUAGGUUAUUGAAAGAAAAUGAAAGUCUAAUGAUUACAGUAGAUGCAGAAACUGAAGACAGUAAGAAAUUGAUUGGAAAAGAAGCUGUAGAGUCUCAGAAAGCUCCAUUGAUACCAUCAUUUGUAGAACAAGUGAAUAAUUCUUCAUGGCCAGAAUCAAAAUAUUGCUGUUAUCAUGGUAUUCAUUAUAACCGUGGUAAGAUUUCAGAAGAAUUUGAAAUUCUCUGCCAGAAAUUACAAGAACGUUAUGUUGGCUGUGAGACCACUUCAUCUUGCAGUUUAUGGUUUAAUUGUGAUAUUUUAAAGAAAAUUAAUAACAUUAGCAGUCGGCAUAGGAGCACUGGUCAGUCACCAGGCAGACGUUUGAGUCAUCUGGCACGCAGAAGGAAAACAUUUUCCAGUGCUAAUUUGCUCAACAACAGCGUUGCAGGACAAUUAUCAGGUAGUCGUAAUUCUGCUGCUUUGGAACGGCGUCUCAUCAUGGUAGAGAUCAAGAAAUCAGAACAUCGGCAGAAGUCCAAGAAUAAUCAUCCUCAUAAACAGGUGUCUUCUGCUGAUUGUAACAGGCUGCAGCAGACUAAAAGGGCCUUAUUUAAGAGUCCACCCAAUAAACACCAAAGAAUAUCUUCUAGUUCAGAAUCUAGAUCAGGAUCAAAAAAAAAUAAAAGUGAUAUUGAUCGAACUAGAGUUCAGAACUCAAAACGUGCGCUUUGGCCAAGCACUUCUAAAGAUAAUGCUCCAGUGAAAUCAGGGGAUGAUGGGGCAUUUACUAAUCUCAGUGGACAGACCAGUGUGUAUGGGAAAAGGACAAGGGAAGAGAGUGGCAUGCCUGCACAGUAUAAAAAGUGUCCUCGAAGAAUGCUGUUUGUCGAUGGGGCAGUAAAAGGAAAAAGUGACUUCAAGAGUCAAAGGGUUAGAACAAGUGAAAACAAACCACAAGUUUCCUCAGUUUCAAGGGACCUAACUGGUGGCUUAAGUGAUGUGCAUAGAAAGAAAUUGCUUUGGGCUGUAGCCGAAGCCCUUCGAGCAGAAGGCAUCAGCAUGAGUCAUCCUUUAUUCCGUCCCUCUGCUGCUUCAUUGGCACGAUUGGUGCUUAAUGUUAUGCCAGAUUUAAAGUGCAGGCAAUUUGGAAGUACAAGUGAUAUCAUGUUACAACUUGCCAGAGAACAUAUUAAGGAUGUUAUAAAAGAACAGCAACUUAGGGAGACCAAGGUAAAGAAAAGCAUAUAGUUUGCAAAGUGGUAUAUUAAAGUGUAAACAUACUCAGGGCUAUCCCACCAUGUUUGUAUGAAUUUUGUAUGUUCCAGUGUGCCAUAAUCAGUUUCAUGUAUUUUAAUUAACUUGGUCAAUAGAUGUCGAAGACAAAAUUGACACAGAUCUCUAACUGAAGAGUUUAUUGAAUUUUGUGUUUGCUUAUGUAUUAGAGUUAUCUCUUAAUACUGAUAUUUUAAUUAAUAUAUUUUGGAUGAAUAUGAUUAUAGUAAAGAAAAUCAUCUUCAGAAGUUCUGAGAUUCACAUUUCUCAUUAUGAUGAAUAUGUUAUUAUAGUCUUCUGGAUUGUAUCACUGUACAAUGUUAUACAACAUUUUGGGGUACCAUUUUACCUCCAUCUUCAUGGUUCCUUCAGAGCAUUGGUAAUACCUACAAGACUACAUGUUGUCACAACACAGAAGACCACAGUGUAUCUUUUCAAAGGUGGCUUUAUUCAUUCAAACUCAUUCAGAUGUGGAAAUCAUGAACCCAUUUUAUUAAGUAAACAUGUUUUAAUAAUGUUACAGUGUACAGUACAGUUUUACAUAGUAAAAGAAGCAGAACACUUUUAAAGUAAAGUGCACAAAGACAACAUUAUGAGGUACUGUGUGUUUCAGCAUUGACUUUUUUUAAUGAGAGACUGUUAACAUAGUCAGUAAGUAGAAAUAAAAUUUAUUUACUGUUGAGUUUGACAACUUGGUUUCAGAGUAGACUUCAUUGAAUUUAGUCGUUGUGAAAACAAUAGAUUUUAUCACUUUGUUGUUUGUAAUGGGAAAUAUGAUGGGGGUAGUGGGAGCUGUGUUAUGUCUGAAGGUUGCUGAGUUGCAGAGAACAGUUACAUGCCGCAGCUAAAGAUUUUGAGUUGCUUAGAGUUUCUGCUUUAUUAACCUAUCUCUUUAAAUCCGUAAUUUCUUUCAGUUUAUUUGACCAAAUCCACAGCACCAUUUACUUGACACUGGUCUCAUGCAGAACAGACCUACUUACAUUAUUCAUAAGAAUAUGCUUUUAAUGGUUGUGGGAGCAUACAAACCCUUGUUGCAGUAGAUAUUGCUGUUAUGGUUUGUGUUUAAACUUGCACCUACAGAUAUUUUGAAUGUGCUUAAGUUUAGCAUAGUGUUUAUGAUUUUUUACACAACCCAGGGAUCAGCAAGGUGUAAUUAUGAAAACUACAUUUUCUUAUUGUUCAUUUAAAUGUGCUUGAAUACAUACAUAUGCUCUGUUUUGUUGCACAUAUUGGGUUAUAAAAUUAUUUUUCAUGUUUAUUUUACUCCAUGUCUUUAUGAGACAAAUGCUUGAUGUACCUUCAGUUGAGAUAAAGUUUUGGGAGAAAAAUAUACUAUUACAUAAGCAAAGGCAUACUUGUUUGCAACUUCAUUGUUUGUUCAUUGGGAGACAGUCAUUGGGCAUGUAUAAUAAGAUACACUGUAUUUUUUGUAGAAAUAUUUCUAAAAUAGUUACAUUGUAAUAAAUGUGUUUUGUUCAUGGUAAUUUGUUUGCUGGUGUGAUUUAAACAAUUGUGAGAUCAUGAUUUAUUUGUAUCAAAGAUAAUAAAACUAUGGAAAGCAUUAAAUGUUAAAAUAAACCCAAGUAUUUUUCAACAUUGA
Molecule: messenger RNA, 5514 nt
Organism: Zootermopsis nevadensis
Lineage: Eukaryota; Metazoa; Arthropoda; Insecta; Blattodea; Termopsidae
Gene: mi
Product: cyclin E-interacting protein minus
Source: RefSeq, a predicted model, not a curated record